Aphidius gifuensis is the source of this 1037-nucleotide messenger RNA. RefSeq names its product NKAP family protein CG6066. The record is from RefSeq and is a predicted model, not a curated record. The transcript has 3 exons. The coding region runs from base 239 to 991 and encodes 250 amino acids. Gene Ontology annotation, cellular component: nucleus. NCBI's taxonomy places the organism in Eukaryota, Metazoa, Arthropoda, Insecta, Hymenoptera, Braconidae. Gene Ontology annotation, biological process: regulation of gene expression. Gene Ontology annotation, molecular function: chromatin binding.
UUAUGAUUUGAAAAAAUAUAUUUUAGAGGAAACCAAGAUGUCGGAAUUGUUUUGAUAAUUUGAUCCAACCUAACCCGGAUCAAUUAUCAUCAACGUAUUACAGUGUAAAUUUUACACUCAGUUUGUUUAUAUACAUCACCUGUUAAACAAAAUAAAUUUAUUUAUAAAAUAAUUAUCAUUAAUAAUAAUAGUUUAAUAAAUUUAAAAAACAUAUAGAAUUAUAAAAAGAGUAAACAAGAUGAUGGAAGCAAGGAGACGUGAACGUGAAGAAAUUGGUUUGACUGGAGUCAAUGGAGUGUGGGGUAAAUCACCAACAAGAGUUGAAGAAUCAAGUGAUGAAGAUGAAGUAUCAAAAAAACACAAACACAAACAUUCAUCUCAAAGCAGUAAAAAGAAAAAAAAAGAUAGGAAAAAGGAUAAAAAAAAUAAAAAACAUAAAAAGAAAAGUAAAAAACACAAGAAAAAAUAUUCUGAAAGUUCAAGUAGUAGUAGUGAUGAUGAUGAUAAGGAAGAAGAAAAAGAAGCUGAAUGGGUUGAAUUAACAAAAUCAUCAAAAUCAUCAUCAUCAAUAAAUAAAAAACGUAAACAUUCAUCAUCAGAUGAUAGUUGUGAAGAUGGUAUUGUUGGUCCAGUACAAAAACAACAUGUUACACUAUCAGCAAAAGAUUUUGGUAAAGCAUUAUUACCUGGUGAAGGUGCUGCAAUGGCAGCUUAUGUUGCUGAAGGUAAACGUAUACCAAGAAGAGGUGAAAUUGGUUUAACAUCAGAUGAAAUAGCAUCAUAUGAAUCUGUUGGUUAUGUCAUGAGUGGAAGUAGACAUAGAAGAAUGGAAGCUGUACGUAUUAGAAAAGAAAAUCAAAUAUAUUCUGCUGAUGAAAAACGUGCAUUAGCUAUGUUUAGUAAAGAAGAAAGAUCAAAACGUGAAACACUUAUUCUUGGACAAUUUAAAGAUAUGGUUGCACAAAAAACACAAGCAAAAGAAAAAAAAUAAAUUUAUAUAAAUUUUUUAUUUAAUUAUUAUUAAUAAUUGCUUGUAA